This is a messenger RNA of Thalassophryne amazonica, 1727 nucleotides long. It is a transcript of the gene mettl15, whose product is annotated as methyltransferase like 15. The coding region runs from base 88 to 1263 and encodes 391 amino acids. NCBI's taxonomy places the organism in Eukaryota, Metazoa, Chordata, Actinopteri, Batrachoidiformes, Batrachoididae. Gene Ontology annotation, biological process: rRNA base methylation. Gene Ontology annotation, molecular function: rRNA (cytosine-N4-)-methyltransferase activity. The record is from RefSeq and is a predicted model, not a curated record. The transcript is spliced from 6 exons.
AGUGACGUAGCAGGAGUGCUGUCGCUGCUGGAGGUGGAGCUGCGUGCUACUCUACGGUCCCACUACCCCACGAUUAUUGUCAGGGUCAUGAUUUUUCAUUUGUUUACACACUCCAACUCCAUGUCAUGGAGAACAAAUGUGAAUGCGUGGCGAACCUGGAGUUCCUGGAGACCUAGGCUGGACCUUUCUGCAGCUGGCACAUCUUCUGGUCAUGGUCCUCUCAACACAUCCUGUGAAAAGUCAUCUGUUUCAACUGAAAAGCCUCCUCACACACCUGUCAUGGUGAAAGAGGUGCUUCAUUACUUGGACAUCCAUCCAGGCCAGGUGGUCCUGGAUAUGACAUUUGGAGGUGGUGGUCAUACCAAAGCAAUAUUGAAAAUGGUUCCUGAAGUCACAAUUCUGGCCUUGGACCGUGAUCCAACAGCGGUUUCUUUAGCCCAGGAGUUGGCCAAGGAAUACUUUGGUCGUGUGAAACCCUUACUCGGCCGAUUCAGCGAGCUUGAAGCCCUCCUAUCCGACACGAUACAUAAACCUGGCAGCAUCGAUGCUGUCCUCUUGGAUGCAGGCUGUUCCUCGAUGCAGAUGGAUCAACCAGAAAGAGGCUUUUCUCUCAGUAAGGACGGGCCCUUAGAUAUGAGGAUGGAUGGAAAAAGGUACCCCAACAUGCCCUGUGCUGCUGACGUUGUGAAUACCUUAGAUCAACAGGCGCUCGCAUCCAUCCUCUCUACAUACGGGGAGGAAAGACACGCCAGGAAAAUAGCUUCAGCCAUUGUGGAGGCACGUCGUGUCAGCCCCAUCACCCGGACACAGCAGCUGGCCAGCAUUGUAGCAGGAUCCCUUCCUGCUGCUGUUAGCUAUGCACGCAAGGACCGACUGAACCGACCCGCCCAUGUGGCCACCAAAACUUUCCAGGCGCUGCGUAUCUUUGUGAACGAUGAAUUGAAGGAGCUCCAUGCCGGCCUGCUUGCCACCCAGGCUGCAGUGAAACCUGGAGGACGUCUGUGUGUCAUCACAUUUCAUUCAUUGGAAGACAGACUUGUCAAACGUUUCCUCCGGGGCGAAGACGUGUCCGAUUUGGAUCACUGUUACUUCGGCAAGAGGAAACAGUUCCCAGAGAAGGGGAAAGAAAAGCCAGAAAAAGGAGACAGCACGACUGUUUACUGGUUACCUCUACAAAAAAAAGUUGCCACACCAGGAAAGGACGAUGUAAAUGACAACCCUCGAGCUCGCUCUGCAAAACUCAGGGCAGCACUCCGAUGCUAAUUAUUUUAACAUAAGAUGAUUUCUUUUUGUGAAGCAACUUGGAAUUUAAACAGAAGGGUUUAAAGGCUUCUUCAUGUGUUCCAUCAAACACAUUUGACUCCAUUAUGGCCAGUGAAGUGGAGCAGAACAGAAAAACUAUGCAUUCAAAAAUGGGACAAUGUGACGGAGAAUUAAAGCCUUCGGUCAGGUUUGCACGUACCCCUCUCAGGGUUAGAAUAGAAGUGAUGUGGCAGUGGCAUUACUUAAACAUUACAGAGUUGAUUUGAUAUUUUUUAUAGACUUGAGUUUUGGCUUCGAGAAACAUUUUUAUGUUUCACUAUUUGAUUUCCGCUGUUUCGAAAUAGCGCAUUCCCUUGAAUGCUUAUACCAUUUCCUGCCACUGGGAGUCAUCAUUAUAUGUGCCAAGGAAGUAAUAAAAUCAUCUGCGUUUAUUUAUUUUCAACACAGAUACGUAUUAGGCUAUG